Messenger RNA from Bacillus rossius redtenbacheri, 1654 nucleotides. RefSeq names its product tRNA (guanine(6)-N2)-methyltransferase THUMP3-like. Gene Ontology annotation, molecular function: tRNA (guanine) methyltransferase activity; RNA binding. The transcript has a single exon. The record is from RefSeq and is a predicted model, not a curated record. Bases 70 to 1569 code for a protein of 499 amino acids. Gene Ontology annotation, biological process: tRNA methylation. Lineage: Eukaryota; Metazoa; Arthropoda; Insecta; Phasmatodea; Bacillidae.
CAAUCUAUGGGUAAGGGUUUAUGUAAACACAGCACAGUAAAAUGACCCUUAUUACUGUUUUGUGGUAAAAUGCUUCAGCACGUGGACGUGAUGGAUGUGUUUAGGUUAUUGGAAUUAAGUUCAUUAGACGCUACGAAAGUGACAUUCGAAGCGACUGUCCCUACAGGAUUUGAAACUGUGGCGUUAGGUGAAUUCAGAGAUAAAUUUGGCAGUACAGAAGAAGCAUGUCAUUCCAGAGGCAGAAUAUUUUUCAACGUUCCUAACCAUCAGCUGUCUUUGGUUCAGGAACUACGGUCUGUUGAUAAUAUAUUUGUACUUGCUUAUGGUGAUGUGCAGUUGAAAUAUCAAAAUAGAGUUCCUGAAGAUUAUGAACUUAUUAAAAACCAUGCUUCCAUAACCUCUUGGGAUAAAGCUCUAUCAGUAUGGCGUAACGUGUAUGAGUUUUCUGGAAUAUUGUUUCCAACGAAAGAGGAAUACUGUAAUGGGUUGGAGCAAGAACAACACUUGAAAGAACUAACCAAAAUAAUUAUCUCAAAUGAACUUCAUGAUAAAUCUUUAUUUAAAGAGUUUAACUACGAUGAACUAGUCGAAAUUAAAAAUAGUUUUUUAAGAAAGAGAGAGGAAGAAAUUGUACGUGAGUCAUUCAAGGAUAAAUGUAACUCAAGUACAGAGAUAGCAUUUAAGAAAACAAUGGAACAAGCAAUUCGUAACCAACUUGACAAACGAGAGAUGAAAGACAAGGUUUUGAAGUACCGUGUAACUUGUUAUCGAUCGGGUAGGCAUAGUUUUGGGUCACAAGAUGCAGCUUAUCAUUUUGGUGGUGUACUUCAAGACAAGUUUAACUGGAUUGUUGACCUCUCUGUACAUGACUUGGAGGUGGUUCUAACCGUUAAGGAUGACGUAUUGUAUUGCGGGAUAGCAUUGACAAAGGAAUCAAAACACCACCGCAAUAUAGCUCACUUUGGACCUACAACGUUGAGAGCAACCAUUUGCUACAACUUGCUCCGUUUAGGUGCACCAGCUGUAGGUGAUGUCAUUAUAGAUCCUCUGUGUGGAGGUGGUUCUAUAUCUAUUGAGGGCUGUAUUGCAUUCCCAGGAACUUACCAUCUGUGCGGUGACGUCCAUUUGAAGGCUACUUCAAGAACAAGCAAAAACAUAAAAGAUUUAAGAAACAAGGAAAGUUUUAUUGAACUUUUGAUGUGGGAUGCUAAAGCACUCCCACUUUUAGAUUCCUGUGUUGAUUUGUUUGUUACUGAUCUGCCAUUUGGAAAGCGUAGUGGUUCCAGACACGACAACAGAACGUUGUAUCGGGACGUGUUGGUGGAGUUAGGUCGUGUCGUGCGGCCUUCUUCAGGUCGCGCCGUGCUGCUCACACAAGAUAGAAACAGCAUGAGCGUUGCCUUCUCGCAAACAUGUGGGCUGUGGACAAUCACGAAGAUCAUGCGGGCGAACAUUGGUGGUUUGGAUGCGGCUGUGUAUGUUCUACGGAGAGAACCAUCUGUUUACUACCGUGAUAUUUUAUUUUCAAGAAAGAAAAAGAAAAGGAAAAUAAAAAACAAGAACUGUUAAGGCUUCAAGUACAUCAGCCAGUGCUUGCUGCCAGUAUUAUGUUUUUAUUCUCCGGACACUGUUAUUGAUAUUGUUCAUAGGCUGG